This is a messenger RNA of Cooperia oncophora, 345 nucleotides long. The record is from the annotation of a GenBank genome assembly. Lineage: Eukaryota; Metazoa; Nematoda; Chromadorea; Rhabditida; Trichostrongylidae.
AUGGAAUGUGAUGGGCAGAAUCAGAUCAUUACAUGCUCUGGAGCAUUUAAGGAGGGAUCUCUUCGGAUCAUACGGAAUGGCAUUGGUAUUGAUGAAGCUGCAUCAGUAGAUAUUCCAGGCGUCAAAGGUAUAUUUGCGCUGAAGAUUGAUUCCAAACUUGACAAUUACCUAAUUAUAUCGCUAAGUUCGGAAACUCACAUACUGGCAAUGAAUGGGGAAGAACUGGAGGAUACUCAACUACUUGAUUUGGAAACGGACGAGCACACUUUGUGGGCUGGAAUGCUCGGGUUAUCGCAAAUUGUCUUACAGAUUUUGAGAGGGCGCAAAGUGAUGACCAUUGAAUGA